UUAGAUGUCAAUAUUGUCAAUUUUGUUUUUAGUAUUAAAAAACAACCUUAAAUAACCAAUUUAUAAAAAAUAAUUUUCCUCGUAAAAUGUGGCCGAUUAUAUAUAACGCACUUAGGACCUAUGCACCGUACGUUACUUUACCAUUCGCGGCGUUAGUUGGGGUAGUUGGUUACAAUUUAGAAAACUGGCUUUCAGAUAAAUAUACUCCAUACAAUAAAUCUGUAAAGGAUCAGAGACAAGAUAGAGUUUUAACAGAAAACUUGAGCGAAUCUAACGAAAAAAAUAAGUUGAAAUACAAAACGGAUGUACUAGAUACCAAUCUGUCCCCAUCAUUGAGUUGAAAAUUAUCUGUGAUUUAUCUAUUACUAUGUAAAAGCUUAGUUAUGUUAAUAUAAAGUGAUUAAUUCAA
Diorhabda sublineata is the source of this 409-nucleotide messenger RNA. Its product is annotated as small integral membrane protein 12. The coding region runs from base 87 to 341 and encodes 84 amino acids. The record is from RefSeq and is a predicted model, not a curated record. The transcript has 2 exons. Lineage: Eukaryota; Metazoa; Arthropoda; Insecta; Coleoptera; Chrysomelidae.